Molecule: messenger RNA, 2681 nt
Organism: Harmonia axyridis
Lineage: Eukaryota; Metazoa; Arthropoda; Insecta; Coleoptera; Coccinellidae
Gene: Ir93a
Product: ionotropic receptor 93a
Exons: 14
Coding region: 22-2616 (864 amino acids)
Cellular component (GO): membrane
Molecular function (GO): ligand-gated monoatomic ion channel activity
Source: RefSeq, a predicted model, not a curated record
AUCGCUUCGUCAUUUUUUCCGAUGGUUUUCCCGCUUUACAAUUUUUUAAUUUACGUAUUUAUAGUUAUGUGUAAUAGAACCGAUAGUUCUGCAUUUCCGAUUCCAGAUAAUUCCUUGUUAGCUAUAGUGGUAGAUGAGGAAUUCGUUACUACGGAAUUCAAAAACGCCAAAGCAACAAUAGAAGAUUUUGAAAAAAUAGUCACCCAAUUAAACAUUAAGGAAAAUCACAUAAGAAUAGGGUAUUAUACAUCUAUGGGGUUCAAAUUCAAAAGAGACAUAUCAGGUAUCUUAGCAAUAACUUCAUGCAAGAAUACAUGGAAAGUAUAUGACAGAGCCGAUGGGGAAUUUAUACCGUUUAUUGCUUUAUCAGAGGUUGAUUGUCCAAGGUUACCUGCAGGAAAAGCUAUCAAUAUUCCAUUAACUAAACUAGGAGAAGAAAUGUCACAAAUACUGCUAGAUUUAAGAACUUCCACAAUUUUCAAAUGGAAAUCUGUUGUUCUUAUUUACGACAGUAGUAUGGCCAGAGAUAUGGUUUCUAGAAUAACUGCUUCUCUAACCGACGAUCUGCCAAUAACAACCCAAUCGACUGCUUUUUCUCUCAUUAAGUUGAACGAUACACAAUUUAAUAGCAAAAAGAACAGUCUCGUGGAUCAGCUCACAUCGAUAUCAAUGAAAAAGACGGAAUUGAACUUUCUAGUAGUUACUCACAGGAGAGUCGUUGAAAAAGUGAUGGCCGCUGCAGAACUAACUAAUCUUGUGAAUACAGAAACGCAGUGGCUUUAUGCCAUACCGGAUACAAGCCGAGGUGUGAAAAAGAACAUGAAGAAGUUGAGGAAGUCUCUGAGAGAAGGUAGUAAUGUUGGGGUUAUUUAUAAUAACACGGAGACUGAUUCUGGUUGUGUUGGUGGUUUAUUGUGUCACUUUCGAACGCUAGUUGCUGGUUUCUCUACAGCUCUGUAUGAAACAAUGAGAAAUGAAUUGGACCUAGCCGAUCAAGUUUCUGGAGAAGAAUGGGAAGCAAUCAGGCCGACCAAAUCGGAAAGACGAACCUAUUUACUCGAGAAAGUAUUGGGUUACCUGCGAAAGAACGGAAAAUGCGACAAUUGCACCAAUUGGAUUUUCAGAGCUGCAGACAGUUGGGGUAACAAUUUCAACGCUGAUGCUAACGAUACCUCGAUACAGUUGGGAAAGGUUGGUAGCUGGACUCCGAUUAUGGGUGCUGAAAUGUCAGACGAAUUAUUUUUGCAUGUGGCGCACGGUUUCAGGAAAAAGAAGUUAAAGCUGGUAACGGUGCAUAAUCCUCCUUGGCAAAUAAUAUCAGUUGGCGAUGCAAAGACCGAACCAAAACACAGGGGGUUAACGUUCGAUAUAAUAAACCAUUUAGCCAGAAAGCUAAACUUUACAUACUCCGUACAUGUGCUAUCAAUAGAGAACAAGAAUGAGCAAACUUCUUCGAAUCUUCAGUUAGACACUAACGAUACAUCCACUCCUACCGAUGUGGAGGAAUUGACAAACUUUGUGACCAACUGGAUUCCUCCUGUUAUGAUUGAUAUGGUGAAGAAUGGAAAUGUGGCUUUUGCCGCUUACGGUGCAACCAUCACAGAGAAAUAUCAGGUGGAGAUCGAUUUUACUAAUCCCAUCUCUGUACAAUCUUACACUUUUUUGGUGGCCAGGCCGAAAGAGUUGAGCAGAGCACUGCUUUUCAUGGCUCCUUUCAGUGGUGAUACUUGGUUAUGUUUAUUGAUAGCAAUAUUUUCUGUUGGUCCAAUUCUCUAUUGUAUACACAAAAUAAGUCCCAUGCCCGAGCAAAGAGAAAGAGCUGGGGGUCUAUUCAGCAUCCAGAACUGCAUAUGGUACAUGUACGGUGCCCUUUUACAGCAAGGCGGUAUGCAUCUACCCCAAGCGGACAGUGCCAGAAUAUUGGUAGGAUCUUGGUGGUUGGUAGUACUGGUCAUUGCUACCACCUAUUGUGGAAAUCUGGUGGCUUUCCUGACUUUUCCCGAGAUGGAAAAACCUCUAACUACUAUAGAUGCCUUGCUGAAUAAGGAGGGUAAAAUUUCUUGGAGUAUGGUUGAAGGAAGUUACAUAGAAGAAGAACUACAGAAUUUGGGCGAUUCGAGAUUUAAAGUCUUGUACACUUUGAGAGUUAAAAACCAGACAAGAGAUAAAAUUCUUGAAGAAGUUUCGAAGGGAAAACAAGUUUUCAUAGACUGGAAGCUUCAUUUGCAGUACUUGAUGAGAAAUGAAUACAUAAGAAACAAUCGAUGUGAAUACGCUUUAGCAACCGACGAAUUUUUCCCCGAACGUAUUGGUUUAAUAAUAUCAAAGAAAAAUCCUUAUCUCUUCAGGAUAAAUAAAGGAAUAAAAGAAUUGCAUCAAUUUGGAUUGAUCCAUAAAUGGUUAAAGGAAUACCUCCCAAAAAAAGAAAAAUGUUGGAAGAGUGGUCAAGGGUCGCAAGCCAACAAUCAUAUAGUUAAUAUGGAUGAUAUGCAAGGCAGUUUUUUUGUCCUUUUUUUGGGUUUUCUGCUAGCCCUUUUAUUCAUCUUCGUUGAAAGAGUUUGGUUCCGUCAAAAAACGAAAAGAAAGGUGAAAAGCAUUGUACCGUACACUAAAUGAGAUUUAUCAAAUAAAUUGUAAAAAUUGCAUAUAAUAAUUAAUUCAAUAAAUCUGUAAUAUACAAA